CACUAUGAUUUAUAUUUUAUGAAGACUUUUCAGUUAAAAAAUCAAGCAUUACCUAUUUCAUUUAAAUAAUAAGGAAAAAAAAUAUCUUCAACAUGUUGGUCGGUCGGCAAUCAAAAAAUAUUUUAUCUAGUGUAACGAAUACAAACAUAAAAAGGUGUCUUGGCACAGCAUCUGAAGACUCUGGCCAUGCUCAAUUUGUAUAUAACCGCAACCCUAGAAAUCUGGAGAAGUUAAGAAUCGCUUACAAACCGGCUGGUUAUCAUCUCGAAAAACCUGGUCGUGAGUUUUGGCAUAAGCUACAAGUAACAACUAGUAAAAGACACGUGACAGCUAGUGUUUUGCACCACACAGGUAUGGUUCCAAUAAUGGCGACUACUGCAGAAUGGGCUAUACGCAAACAGCUCUUUAGCACUUUAGAUAAAAUGGCAUACAUAACUAUUGGCAAAGUGUUAGCACAACGUUGUUUAGAAUGUGGUAUUUCUGAUAUGAUAAAUUCCUAUGAAGUUUUGCCAAAUAGUAAACUUGAGGCAUUACUAGACAACUUAUUAAAAGGAGGUGUACGAUUAGAAGAAGAUCCAAGAUACAAGUCACCAAAUCCUUGGGAUCAAGAAAGACCAGAAAAACCAUGGGAACAUUAUUAAAUAUAAUUUAAUUCAUUUUUUGAACAAAGAUUAUGUAUAUUAUGCAUUCAAAUUUUGUAUUAAUGUAUUAAACAAAACUUAAUAUUUAA
Messenger RNA from Myzus persicae (green peach aphid), 730 nucleotides. It is a transcript of the gene mRpL18, whose product is annotated as 39S ribosomal protein L18, mitochondrial. Bases 93 to 641 code for a protein of 182 amino acids. Gene Ontology annotation, cellular component: mitochondrion; ribosome. NCBI's taxonomy places the organism in Eukaryota, Metazoa, Arthropoda, Insecta, Hemiptera, Aphididae. The record is from RefSeq and is a predicted model, not a curated record. Gene Ontology annotation, biological process: translation. Gene Ontology annotation, molecular function: structural constituent of ribosome; 5S rRNA binding. The transcript is spliced from 4 exons.